CUUUCUGCCUGUGGACGCCGCCGAGUAAGCAUCGUUAAAGUCUCCCCUCCCACCGCCGUCAUGUCUAAGUCAGAGUCUCCCAAAGAACCUGAACAGCUGCGGAAGCUCUUCAUCGGAGGUCUGAGCUUUGAAACAACCGAUGAGAGUCUGAGGAGCCAUUUUGAGCAAUGGGGAACACUUACGGACUGUGUGGUAAUGAGAGAUUCGAACACCAAGCGCUCCAGAGGCUUUGGGUUUGUCACCUAUGCCACUGUGGAGGAGGUGGAUGCAGCCAUGAAUGCAAGACCACACAAGGUGGAUGGAAGAGUUGUGGAACCAAAGAGGGCUGUCUCAAGAGAAGAUUCUCAAAGACCUGGUGCCCACUUAACUGUAAAAAAGAUUUUUGUUGGUGGCAUUAAAGAAGACACUGAAGAACAUCAUCUAAGAGAUUAUUUCGAACAGUAUGGGAAAAUCAAAGUGAUUGAGAUCAUGACUGACCGAGGCAGUGGCAAAAAGAGGGGUUUUGCUUUUGUAACAUUUGAUGACCAUGAUUCUGUAGACAAGAUUGUCAUUCAAAAAUACCAUACUGUGAAUGGCCACAACUGUGAAGUAAGGAAAGCGCUCUCUAAGCAAGAGAUGGCUAGUGCUUCAUCCAGCCAAAGAGGUCGAAGUGGUUCUGGAAACUUUGGUGGUGGUCGUGGAGGUGGUUUUGGUGGGAAUGACAACUUUGGUCGUGGAGGAAACUUCAGUGGUCGAGGUGGCCUUGGUGGCAGUCGAGGUGGUGGUGGAUAUGGUGGCAGUGGGGAUGGCUAUAACGGAUUUGGUAAUGAUGGACGCAACUUUGGAGGUGGCAGAAGCUAUAAUGAUUUUGGCAAUUACAACAAUCAAUGCUCAAAUUUUGGACCCAUGAAAGGAGGCAAUUUUGGAGGCAGAAGCUCUGGCCCUUAUGGUGGUGGAGGCCAAUACUUCGCCAAACCACGAAACCAAGGUGUCUAUGGUGGUUCCAGCAGCAGCUAUGGCAGUGGCAGAAGGUUUUAAUUACUGCCAGGAAACAAAGCUUAGCAGGAGAAGAGAGCCAGAGAAGUGACAGGGAAGCUACAGGUUACAACAGAUUUGUGAACUCAGCCAAGCACAGUGGUGGCAGGGCCUAGCUGCUACAAAGAAGACAUGUUUUAGACAAUACUCAUGUGUAUGGGCAAAAAAACUCGAGGACUGUAUUUGUGACUAAUUGUAUAACAGGUUAUUUUAGUUUCUGUUCUGUGGAAAGUGUAAAGCAUUCCAACAAAGGGUUUUAAUGUAGAUUUUUUUUUUUUUUUUUGCACCCAUGCUGUUGAUUGCUAAAUGUAAUAGUCUGAUCAUGAUGCUGAAUAAAUGUGUCUUUUUUUUAAAUGUGCUGUGUAAAGUUAGUCUACUCUGAAGCCAUCUUGGUAUACUACCCCAACAGUGUGAAGUUAGAAUUCCUUCAGGGUGAUGCCAGGUUCCAUUCGAAAUUUAUUUGCAACCUGCUUGGGCACAGAAGCCAUUGUCUCCACAAACCUUGGUGUAGUUGAACUGACAGUUAAUGUGUUGUGACCUGGAGUUCACCAUUAAAAGGUCACCCAAGCAAAGUCCUGGAGUUUAUUUGGUUAUUAAUAUUAUUGUUGGCACAUCCUAUGCAAUAUAUCUAAAUUGAAUUAUGGUAUCAGAUAAAAUUAUAGAUGGGAUUAAAGCUUGUGUAUCAUCCAUUAUCAUGUGUAAUCAAUAAACGAUUUAAUAUUC
Messenger RNA from Mustela lutreola (European mink), 1737 nucleotides. Its product is annotated as heterogeneous nuclear ribonucleoprotein A1-like. NCBI's taxonomy places the organism in Eukaryota, Metazoa, Chordata, Mammalia, Carnivora, Mustelidae. Gene Ontology annotation, molecular function: RNA binding. The transcript has a single exon. Bases 61 to 1017 code for a protein of 318 amino acids. The record is from RefSeq and is a predicted model, not a curated record.